Messenger RNA from Pleuronectes platessa (European plaice), 1185 nucleotides. Its product is annotated as protein rapunzel-like. The record is from RefSeq and is a predicted model, not a curated record. The coding region runs from base 1 to 1185 and encodes 394 amino acids. NCBI's taxonomy places the organism in Eukaryota, Metazoa, Chordata, Actinopteri, Pleuronectiformes, Pleuronectidae. The transcript is spliced from 2 exons.
AUGUCCAAUUCAUUGGAGCGGGUUGUGGCCCAGAAGAAGGAGGCCAUCGAGGCAGUGAUGGACAUGUUUCAGCAGGGGGCGGAGGUGGUGGCGAGCGCUGUGGGUGAGCUCUUCCCCCUCUGUGAGGCCGCCGCCCCGGUUCUCCGCCUGGCCUUAGACAACGUCCACAGCAAAGAGGUGUUUUACGUCAAAGAGCAGUUCCUGACGGUGCGGAACAAGCUGGACGUCCUCUCCACGCAGCUGGAGGACAUAGACUGCGAGAUCAAGAAGGGCAGGCUGGACUCUCAGUACUUCUGCGUGGAGGAGAACAUCAGGAACCAGUUCAGGAAAUACAUGGACAUCCUGGAGGCGAAACAGCAGUUCAAGGAAGUGAAGACGAGGCUGUUCCUGGAGCACUUUGCUAAAACAGGGGGAGAGAAGAACCUGUUUGUGUUAUAUGAUGCUCUAAUGGGCACUAACAGCUUUGGAGAGUCAGUGUUAGAGUUGGUGGAAAGAUAUGUGGCGAGGAACCGGCGCCUCCUGGAAGAUUUCUGUGUCCGCAUGAAGGAGCUCUUCUGUUUGGGCCUGAUCGCCCUGCUGGGCCACUGCGCCCUGACCCAAGGCCAAGAGCAAGAAGAGGACAAAAUCCAAGAGUGGAGCAGCAAAAUUGAAGAAGUGGAGUCCAGGAUGAAGACGACCAUCGAGGCCUGCACCGCUGCCUUCCCGGACCAAGCCAAACUAGACGCCCAGCGACUCCUGCAGGAGAAGGAGGAAGAAAACCUGCAGGACACGACGCAGCAGAUUCUGGAGCUCUUGGUGAAAAAGUACGACUGGGUGAGCUGGUCUGUGCGGCUCAUCAACCACUCGGGCAGCACCUACCGCAACUGGCGAGCAGGGGAGCACUUUCACCACGUGGCCGGACAGAACUGGUUCGAGGUGCUGCAGGUGAACAACAUCAACCUGGUGGUGUCGUACAGCGUCAAGCCGCAGCCGGUGCCCCGCGACUGCAUCCGGCAGGCGAUGGAGGGUCAGGGGAGGAAGGGGAACGCCCCGGCCGUGGUGGAGGUGCUGGAGAAGCAGCUGUGCGGGUUUGUGGUUCACGCCGUGAGUCGCCACAAGGAGUCUGCAGCUGCGUGGAGCUUCCCAGAGGAAUGUCACUACUGGGAGAGACACAAGAAUGUGGCCGUGUGUGUGCACUCUGAGUAG